GUAAAAACGGCUAAAUAGUCCUGCAAGCAAGCAAGCACAUGGUCAGCCAUUGCUGAGUGACUUUGACUACAGACAUCAAAAAUAUAACGAUGGGAGAAAUGGGAGAUCCAGUCCAGCUGAAAGAAGAAGGCAACAAGCACUUCCAGGCAGGAGAGAUUGACAAAGCAAUUGAGUUCUACACAAAAGCCAUCAAAGUCUGCAAGGAGAAAAAUGCGCAGGCCGUCAUCUACAGAAACCGAGCUGCCUGUUUCCUAAAGAAGGAAAACUAUUCCAACGCUGCUUCAGAUGCCACCAAAGCCAUAGACGUGGAUGCUUCUGACAUCAAAGCUCUGUUCAGAAGAUGUCAAGCAUUAGAGAAACUGGGGAAACUGGACAUGGCCUUUAAGGAUGUCCAGAGAUGUUCAACACUGGAACCUAAAAACAAGACUUUUCUGGAGACUCUCAGGAGACUUGGAGCACAGAUCCAACAAAAGUUGAAGACCACCUUCUCAACAGACUCCAGAGUGCAGAAUAUGUUUGAUAUCUUGCUAAGUGAUGAAACAGAUAAAGAUAAGAAAGAAAAGGCAGCUAACAACCUGAUUGUCCUGGCUCGAGAUGAUGCCGGCUGUGAGAGAAUCUUCCAGAACAACGGAGUGGCUCUGCUCAUGCAGCUCAUUGAGUCUGGGAAUGUUGAGAUGAUCCUGGCUGCCAUACGGACCUUGUCUGGAAUGUGUACAGGCCACCGAGCGAGGGCCACUGCCAUCAUCCACACGGUAGGAAUUGACAAGCUGUGUAGUAUUAUGGCCAUGGACAAUGAGGAGAUUGCUCUGGCAACCUGCAACCUAUUCCAGUCCAUCUAUGACUCCCUGUCUGGGGCAGACAACAGAGUUUAUGGCAAAGAGGAGGCCCUUGUCCUUGACUCAAGCAAAGACUUGAAGACUAUACUGCUGAAACUGCUGGACAUGCUGGUCAGUAAGAAGGUGUCAGGACAUGGACGAGACCAGGCUCUUAACCUGCUUAGUAAAACUGUGCCCAGAAAAGACAAGAAAAAUCAUGAUCACUCCAAGAGCUUAUUUACGAUUGAUCACGGCCUGAAGAAGAUUCUGAAGGUGUGCGGUCAGGUACCCGAGCUGCCCGACCAAUUGCCCAUGACUGAGAAUACGCAGCUUAUUGCCAGCGUGCUUCUUAACAAGCUUUAUGAUGACCUUCGAUGCGAUCCUGAAAGGGACAACUUCAGAGACAUCUGUGAUGAAUACAUCAAGGGCAAAUUUGAUCCCAACGACAUGGACAAAAACAUCCAUGCUAUGAAUGCUUUAUCAGGCUUGUUGCAGGGGCCCUUUGAAGUAGGAAAUAUUCUUGUGGGCCAUCAAGGAGUAAUGGAAAUGAUGGUUGCUCUGUGUGGUUCUGAGAGAGAAGUGGAUCAGCUUGUGGCCAUAGAAGCUCUCAUUCAUGCAUCCACCAAAAUGAGUAGAGCUUCGUUCAUCAUCACCAAUGGGGUGUCUUUGCUUAAAGACAUCUACAAGAAGACCAAAAAUGAGAGGAUCAAGAUUAGAGCACUUGUGGGUUUGUGUAAACUGGGCUCAGCCGGAGGUGAUGAUUAUAGCAUGAGACAGUUUGCUGAGGGCUCCACUGAAAAACUGGCCAAGCAGUGCAGAAAAUGGCUGUGCAACCCGACUCUUGACGUUCGCACCCGCAAAUGGGCGAUCGAGGGUUUAGCGUACCUGACCAAUGAUGCUGAUGUUAAAGAUGACUUUGUUGAGGAUGAACCAGCCAUGAGAGCCAUGUUUGAGCUUGCCAAGUCCAAAGAUAAAACCAUCCUGUAUUCCGUCGCCUGUACACUGGUGAACUGCACCAACAGCUAUGAGAAGAAAGAGAUCAUCCCAGAGUUGGUGCAGUUGGCCAAAUUCUCAAAGCAGCAUGUCCCUGAGCAGCACCCAAAGGACAAGAAGGAUUUUAUUGACAAAAGAGUAAAAAAGCUUUUGAAAGCUGGAGUGAUAUCAGCACUUGCAGUCAUGGUCAGAGCAGACAGUUCCAUUCUGACUGAUCAAACCAAGGAAAUGCUUUCAAGGGUAUUCCUUGCUUUGGCUGACGAUCCAAAAGAUCGUGGAUUGAUUGUCGCCCACGGUGGCGGAAAGGCUCUGAUUCCUUUGGCCCUAGAGGGAACAGACACUGGAAAAAUAAAGGCCUCUCAUGCAUUGGCUAAAAUUGCAGCUGUCUCCAACCCUGAAAUUGCCUUCCCUGGUGAGAGGAUAUAUGAAGUUGUGCGACCACUGGUGUCCCUACUGAACACAGAAAGAGACGGCAUUCAGAACUAUGAGUCGUUAGUGAGUCUCACUAAUUUGGCUGCAUUAAACGAGAAACUUCGAGUGAAAAUCCUGAAAGAGAAGGCCCUUUCAGAGAUUGAGAACUAUAUGUUUGAGGAGCAUGACCAGAUCAGACAGGCCGCUACAGAGUGCAUGUGCAACCUUGUGAGCUGUAAAGAGGUUCAGCAGAGGUAUCUUGAAGAUGGUAAUGACAAGCUCAAGCUGCUCAUACUGCUUUGUGGUGAGGAUGAUGAAAAGCUACAGAUAGCAGCAGCUGGUGGAUUGGCAAUGAUCACAGCAGCUGAGAAAAAGCUGUGUGUCAAGAUGACCAAAGUGACUAGUCAGUGGCUUGAGAUCCUUCAGAGGCUGUGCAUCCAUGACAAUCCUCAAAUCCAGCAUCGUGGUAUGGUGAUCAUCUUCAACAUGCUGGAAGCUGAUGCAGAUUUGGCUAAGAAGCUGAUGGAGUCUGAGAUAUUGGAGAUCCUUACCUACUAUAGCAAAAUGGAAGACAAUCCCAAGAACCAGGAGGGAAUUGAUGUAGCACGUGCAUGCCUGUCCAAAACCAUGGAUCUUGGACUUAUCAAGCCAUUCACACAAUAAGACAGAAAGAAUACUGAUUUGUAAUUAUUAUUAGUUUCAGAAAGUGUGACUGUGAGCAGUGAUGUGUAUAGGUUUUUAGACAUGGGGUGGCAAAGAGGAAGGCAGGGAAAAAAUGCACUAAACCUGUGUGAUUAUAGCAGCCAUUUAAGAGUACUACUUGUUACAAUGCAGGAAACAAUCCUAAUAAAUCCUUGGAUCAGUUUAAUAGCAGAUUGUUUGAUAAUGUCUCUAUUUGACAAUAUCAUGUGUUCUCCAUGUCAGAUUAUUUGAUGACGAUCCUCUAAUAGAUAUUUGCACAAUAUCUGAUUUCUUCCUUAGUUAGUCAUAUAUCAUUACUGUAGUGGCUUCAUAGUCACUUUAUACUGUAUUUAGUCCAUAAGGCAUUUGGCUUUCAAUGUUACCAAAGAUAUUAUUGUAGAUACAGUAAAAGUCUGCAUUAAUUGAGUAAUAGGCGUUUCGGGUUGGAGUUGGACCUAUUUCUACAGUAGCUCUGCUUUCUGGGAAAGUGGAAGUGUAAGGAAGCUCUGACAGAAAACAUUGUCUGCAAUGCAUUAUGUUUUAGGUUUGUUUGUGUUCACUGUUUUAACUUUCAAUUGAUUUUUUUAAGUCACAACAUUUUAUGCAUUUGACAUGUUUACUUGAA
Messenger RNA from Tachysurus vachellii, 3525 nucleotides. RefSeq names its product unc-45 myosin chaperone B (gene unc45b). The record is from RefSeq and is a predicted model, not a curated record. Lineage: Eukaryota; Metazoa; Chordata; Actinopteri; Siluriformes; Bagridae. Bases 90 to 2882 code for a protein of 930 amino acids. Gene Ontology annotation, molecular function: Hsp90 protein binding. The transcript has 20 exons.